UCAAGAUUUAAUUUUUAAAUUAAUUUAAAAUCAUAUUUUAGAUUACAUCUUUUUUAUAUGCUUAAAACAAAAAUUAAGUGGGAUGUGUCUUAAAAUAGUACAUAUUAACUACAAAGCUACUAAAUUAGUAUAUUUUUUAUUAAAUUUGGUGUAACUACUAAAAUACUAAUUUUUUAUUGCAGUCUUUGAAAAAAUUAUAAUUUAAAGUCAAUAAAAUCUUACAUAUGAUUUUACUUAAUCCUAACCAUAUCUUUCAAUGCAUAGUUGGUGCCACUCAAUCAAUAUUGAUGUCAAAUAAUAUUAAAAAUAAUUUAUUUUCUAGUCAAUAUUCUCCAAUAAGAUAUAAUGAAAAAAAAAGCACCUGUAAAAGUUAUCAUAGACCAUGGCAAAAAAAUCUCUACUCCAAUGAAGAAUAUCCUGAUAACUAUACAGACAAAUCAUUUUUAGAAGAACUAAAAAAGAAUCUUCAUGUACGAAAACUUACUCUUUAUGAAGCAAUUCUGGGUGCAAGUUUAAUAACUCAAAGACUAUGUGUUGUGAUAUUAUUUGCUCUAUCUUUUUAUACCUUAAAUAAUAACUUAGCUUCACCUUUAUUUCUUUUAAUAAUUUUUUCUACAUUCAAUUUCAUAAUGUAUCUCGUUCACUAUGAAAAUUAUAAAACUAUUCCAUUUUGGUUAUUUAAAUCUACCAUCGCUUUUAUUUUAUCUGGUUAUAUAUUAUCUCCUGUGUUGAAAACUUUAACUGAAACUAUCAGUACUGACACAAUUUAUGCUACUACAACAUUUAUGUUGUGUAUCCAUCUGAUAUUUUUUGAUUAUGGGGUAUCAGCUGUAAUAGUUUCAACUUCUCUAUCAUUAAAUGCUGCAUUAUUUGGUUCUAUAUGUUUGUGUUCAAGAUUACCUUCAGCAUUUCAUGUUUUUGUCUUAAUUUCAAUAGCAGUGCAAUGUUUUGCAGUAUCACCUAUACUUUUAUCACCAAUAAAAUCUUCUAUUAAGUUGCUCUUGUUCUUUGUUGUUGUUACAUUCAUAUUGUGUACCAGAGCAUCUCAAUUAAUCAGUGGAUUAUUUGUAUUUACUGUUGUAUUCAUUAAUAUAGUAUGUCCUUACUUUUUUAUUAAGUGGCAUUCAUUUAAAGACAAUAUAUACGGACCAUGGGAUGAAGCUAUUGUACAAAGUAUUAAAGUAAAAAAUAUAUGAAUAAAAAUAAAGAAUUUAGAAUUAUAAAUUAGCUGUGUUGAACUAAUAAACAAUUUAUACUUGUGCUCUUUGAAGUUACCUAAAUAAAUAUAUAUAGUUAAUGUUAUGAUAAAUUAAA
This is a messenger RNA of Daktulosphaira vitifoliae (grape phylloxera), 1314 nucleotides long. It is a transcript of the gene PIG-C, whose product is annotated as phosphatidylinositol N-acetylglucosaminyltransferase subunit C. Gene Ontology annotation, biological process: GPI anchor biosynthetic process. Gene Ontology annotation, cellular component: glycosylphosphatidylinositol-N-acetylglucosaminyltransferase (GPI-GnT) complex; membrane. Lineage: Eukaryota; Metazoa; Arthropoda; Insecta; Hemiptera; Phylloxeridae. The record is from RefSeq and is a predicted model, not a curated record. The transcript is spliced from 3 exons. Bases 225 to 1196 code for a protein of 323 amino acids.